Mya arenaria is the source of this 5296-nucleotide messenger RNA. RefSeq names its product transmembrane protein 161B-like. The transcript has 3 exons. Bases 110 to 1600 code for a protein of 496 amino acids. The record is from RefSeq and is a predicted model, not a curated record. NCBI's taxonomy places the organism in Eukaryota, Metazoa, Mollusca, Bivalvia, Myida, Myidae.
GCUUCCUCCUGUCAAUUGUCAAAGCAUUGGAAAGCGAGAGGAUAAAAAUAAAUUCACAAAUAGUCUUUUAAUCACAAAUCAAACUGCAUAUAUUUAAGACUUUUGAAGGAUGGCUAUCCUGGGGGCCCAGCUGGUGUUCAGCCUGAUUGUAUUCAGCUUCCUACAGAAACUUUCCUGUUUCUACUCCUUUGGCCGCUGGCUCCUUGCAGGUCGCCUUCUUCGAUACCUUCACCCGUCCGAUGAAGAACUCCGCAAGACUGCAGGAUUGCCAGCCCCAGGAGCUGGGAAAGGGAAAGGACGACGCAAUGAUGCAAAGAAAGGAUCAGUCAGCAGAGACAGUGAGGAGACUUUUACCAUUCCUCGCAGUACCCCCAUAGAAUUGGAUACGGCGAAGGUUGAAGCCAUUGAUCUCAUACAUUUACACUACUAUGGCGAUUACUUGUGGAUAGUGGAUUUUGCCAUCAGCGCUGUGGUGGUGUAUAUUUUGACUGAAAUUUACUAUGUGUAUGCUAAUGUGAACGAAACGAAUAUCAGUAUUCUGUGGUGCUUGUUGGCCAUUGGCUUUUGUGUACGGGUUCUGAUAGGCAUGACUGCAGCUUAUUUCAAGGCCGAGGAUGGCGGAGAAAGGAUCCUUAUUGUGACAUUUGGGUUUUUCUGCCUUGUGCUGUGUAUGGGUAUACUGGUCGUAGAUGACACAGUUUUGGAGUUUGGACUGGAACAAGGUUACAGAAAUUUCUCAGAGGCUGCAACAGACUUAUUGAAGGGACAAGGUAUUGAAUCAGCCGGGCCCGUACACUUCCUGACUUUUAAGAUUAUACUGGCAUUUUUGUGUUCAAUUAUUGGAGCGCUAUUGACUUUUCCUGGCCUCAGGGUCGCAAAGCUUUACCUUGAUGCCUUGAAAUAUAGCAAAGAAAAUCCUUUCAAACAGGUUCUUCUUCAUAUAAACUUCGCUCUUCCGUACAUCGUUCUACUUUUAUGGGUGCGACCCCUCAGCAGAGAUAUUCUCUGUGGACUUAACUGGAGAGUUACUACUAGAGUAAUGACUGAGUCAGUAUUUGACAAUUUCAGAAUAUUCAUGUUCGUAAUUCUAUGCAUAAUCAGAAUACUUCUCUUGCCUAUUCAUGUGCAGUCCCACUUAAAUAUGGCCUAUGACAAAGUUCAGAGCAUACGCAAAGAGAGUGGCAGGAUUAGUAAUGUAGACCUUAAGAAAAUGAUUGCUCGAGUGUUUUACUUCAUAAUAGUUGUGACUGUGCAAUAUCUCACACCUGUCAUUAUCCUACUAUUCAUGGCAUUCAUGUACAAGACUCUAGGACAGUUCUCCUGGUCAGGAACGUUAGGAGAAACCGCAGAAACCUUUGUGAUGUCAUUCAAAAGAACAACUGUCCCGCUCAACACAACAGCAUCUCAGACUCAGUCAAACGCCACGCAGACAAUUGUGGACAGGAUGGGGGAGAUUUCACACACGAUUGGACAUCUGCGUGCAGUGUUUACGCCUGUGUUCUACCGAGGCCUGCUCUCAUUCCUCACCUGGUGGACGUGCGCCGCCUGGACCCUCGCCAUGACCUUCGGCCUCUACUACCACUCUAGAGUUGAAAGCUGAUCCUGCACUUUGUGUGUUAGAGUCGAGUGCUAAAAGUUUGAGGGGUUGUUAAUAUUUGUGAUUUAUGGAGCAGUUUGAACACAAAUUUUAUACUUAGCCAGGACUUUUUCAGCAAAAAAUGCAAAUAGGUCUGGCCAUUUCAUUUUAGGAAAUUUGAAUGUGUUAAUGCUUCAGAUUGAGAAAAUUUUAAGCUUAUUUAUUAAAAUUGAUUUAAGAUUGACAAACACUUAGAAACAAACACACAUGUUAUAACAAAUAGUACAAAUUUGUAUGAUUAUUCCAUGAUUUCUUUGAUUUUUUUUAAAUCGGAAAACCUAUACUUUUUUCACUUGGGAAGUAAUCGUAUUUCAGCCACUGCUAAAUCUUAAGUUCAUAAAGCCCUUCUAACUUAUUAUUUACUGCAUGGCAUUUAAAAACAUUGCAAAAUUGACUAAAAUAAACAAAUUCUCAAAAUAACUCACAAAAUUAAAACAUUGUCUUGAAGCUACAAUAUUUGGUUAGUUUAGAGCUUACUGGUAACUCUUGUCAACUCUUGUCAAAUUUGCAGGAUUUCAAAUCAGGAAUCUCAUACAAGUUCUUUGUACUUGGAUUAUAUUUUGUCAGAACUGUAAUUUUGUUUAUUUCAUAUGUUUAUUAAAGAUAGAUUAUUGAAUUUAAUACAAUAAAACUAUUUGUUUGUAUAAAUGUACAAUUGUCUUGUAAUAAUAACCAAAUUCUCAACAGUACACAAUGAGAGUGAGUGCUGCACUUGGCUGGAGAUCUCGGCAGCCUUGCAUUGUGUUUGAAACCACAUAUUUGUACAUCUAGUCGAAUUUAUGUUUUUACAUGAUGGGUGUAAGACUGUGUGUUAAUGGUUUCCCGAUCCCCGCAACACCAAUUGCACAUUUGGUGACAAUUUCCUCUUAAGGCAGGCAUUAACAAUUCCAUCAGGUACAUAAUGAUUACUGCAGCUAUUUGUGAAUGUUGUUUUUACUCAUAUAUAUUCUUUGUACAACUAUGUUUACAUACAGUAUACAUUAAUAUGAUAAUAAGAACUAGUUUGACAUGAUUCUGGAUUUCAAACACGGUCAACUCAGUUACUAUUUUUUUGUUAGAUGGAUUUCAACAGGCAAACUCCUUUUAUAUAUCAGUAGUAUUACAGUGGUGCUUAAUGAAUCUUUAACCGUCCGAUGGUCAGUGAGGAUGACCGAGUGGUUGGGGUCAAACGUCCCAUUUCGAACAGAGUGUCCCAGGCUCCUUCUGAGCUUAGUGUCAGUGAUAAUUUGUUUAAUUACGCAGGAAUGAUCAAUGAUUGCUGAUUUUAAAACUGUAAUUUUAUAUUUGUCGUCAUAGAAAGCUCUUAAUAGCGGAAUAUUAUAGUGCUUAUAUACAUUUCAGUGCUCCAGCUAGCCCGUUUUUCAAUGGCGCAGUGCCCGUGCCCCUUUUCUUACCGCCCUGCCCCCUUUUUGAGUAGUGCCCUUUUCACAAAUGCUCUAUUAGCGCCAAAUAUCCCGUUAGUGCCCUUUUUACUAUUGAAAUCAUUAUAAAAGAUUGACAGCCCUUAAUCCGCUGUCAUAAUUGAGACAAAUUACGUAAUAUUUAUGAUAAUAGUGUUCCCGCUAGGUGUCACCAUGCCCCCAUUGAUUGCUUAAAAUAUGCCGUACUGCCCUUUCAUCUUCCCAUGCGCCUUGACCAAGUCAUAUGACAGCUAAUUGGGUAUUUGUGUAGUGAGCAGACGAACUUUGUAUCCAUAAUCGGUCAUCUACUAAUCCGAUAAUUAGGAAGAGCCAAAUAGGGAAACAUCGGCAGGAGUUGUCAAGCACAAUUAAAUCUUUUAAAAUAAUUGUUUAUUGUAUUGUACUGAUGAGACUGGCCAUUUUAAACAUGUUGAUUUGAAGCAGACGGUCACUGCCGAUAUGUAAACAUAAGAAAGGUGGCGCUAACACAAUCAAAUACAUCACUUUUUCAGUAAAAAUUUUGAAAGUUUAUUUGUUAAAUAUAUUCAUGAUGAAAAUGUAUUUGUCACCCAUAAAAAUAUGUUGAUUCCUUAUGUGGCGUUUACCUAUCAUGUCUACGAUCAUGUCAAAAUUCGCCGAAACCGCCAUUUUGUCAGAACGAUUUUCCGAGUUAUUUUAUCAAUGUUCUAUGUUUUAUAAGUUAUUUUUUUUAAGCAAGGGCAGUGAUUUUUACUGUCAUUUUAUUCUAACACAUCAGCAUAUUAAACAUAAUUUUACCAAAGACAUUUAAAUAACAGCCAGGCUGAAUGUAACAUUCGUACCCAAUCCCUAUCGUACCAAACUAAGAUUCUUCCCCUACAUUUUUUGUGCAUUUAUUUAUUUGAUUGCUUCAAAUGUUUAACUGUCUUUGUUUUCUUCUUCAUUUUACAUGAUAUUUAGGAAAAAUAUGUGACAUCGCACUAAAGAAGACUUCAGAAAAGUACAAUCAUACUAACACAGACAAAAAGACAAAUUUUAAUUUUGAUAUUCAAACACACCCUUCUAAAUUUUGAGAGAAAAACAAUCCAUUUUGUUGAGUCUGAAAAUCAUGUAAAAUUAUUUAAAUUGAGUAUGAAAACAAAACAAAUUAUAUGGGGAGACCUCCAAAACCCCCCUUGUGACAGGGGUGGACCCCUCUCACAACCACCCCCGAUCGCCCCUGUACGACUCACAUAGCUUGCCCUUUUCAAAACUCCACCCUGCCCUUUUCAAAUCCUGGCUGGAGCACUGUCAUUUUACCUGUUAAUCAACGCAACAUUAAGAAAAAAUUUAUUAGUCUUGUUAGUCAUAGUUUAGAGGUGCAAUUAUCUUUGUCUGUUAUAUAUGAAAUUUCCAUUCUUUUAGAUAUGAGUUGUCAUUCUUUUUAACACGUGACAUAAGUCGCAAAAAUAGUUUGUUUUUUGUUUUUCGAAAAAUCAAUGUCAACUUUUAUUACACUAGUGUAAUUAUGUAAGAAAAUGUGUAUGGUUGUAUUACACUCAAAACAAGUAACAUUAUGUGAUUCAUAUGGAUAUAUCUCAGAUUUACAUAAAGUGUAUAACAUUUAAAGGUACUCUCAUGUUUUGGUAAAAUGCACUUUUUUGGUAUGACAAAAUAAACUAUGGCAAAUCAUUCGGGGUGUUAAUACUAAGGUACCAAAAGCUGGAACCCUUUAGCAAAUGUUGCUAUUUUCUAAAAUAUCAUCUUUGAAGACCACAAUUUUCAUGAGCGUUAACAACGCUAAUAAUCACUUAAUUACAGCUCUCUUGUUGCGCGAUUGGUUGAUUGACAUUGUCACGUGAUGUUAUCAAUGUAUUGUUGUAUUUUACCAGUGUGGGAUUGCACUCCACCAAAACUAAAAUACUUUUUUGUACUUUUAAUUGUAUUUUUUUCUGCAUUUUGAUAUCAUAGAGUAAAAUAAUGAUAAAAUAAGUGUUUUCAGAUGUAUUACUGGGAAAACUAAUUGUUCGUCCCAAAACAUGAGCAAGUACCUUUAAUUUGUGUUCAUACAUUGUACCAUAAAGAUGUUUAAUAACAUAAUUGUGUCCCUUUUUUGCAUGAAAUGUUUGUUCAUUUUCAAUUUUUUCAUUGUCCGUUUUAUACCAGAUGAACCAUCGUUCCUAUGCAUGCAGUUAUAACAUUCAUGUGUAUUUGUAUUGCCCUGAUUUGAUUGAACUGUUUAUAAUUAUUGUAUACAAAAUAUUCGGAAAGUUGUGUUUGUAAAAAUGAAGUGAAAAUAAAG